AUGAAGCACUUUUCAGGCUUCCUGCCUUUCCUUACUGUCGUACCUCUAGCACAAGCAUUCAGUAUACCAGCGCCCAGGCAUGCUCUACCAGCCCCAAAAGUACAGAACCACCAAUCCAUUACUGCCAGAGAUGUAUGCAGUGGCAAUACAGCGGAAGAUCGAAGCACAUGGUGCGACUACGACCUGAGCACCAACUACUACGAAGAAGUCCCCGAUACCGGAGUGACGCGCGAGUACUGGUUCGAGGUUACAAAUUCUACAUUAGCACCGGAUGGCAUAUCUCGAAUUGUUCUGUCGAUCAACGGCUCGGUGCCUGGGCCGACAAUCUAUGCAGACUGGGGCGACACUGUGACAGUGCAUGUUACGAACAGUCUGACGAACAACGGCACGGGUAUACAUUGGCAUGGGAUAAGGCAAAACUGGACGAACUCAGAAGAUGGCGUGCCAAGCAUAACACAAUGCCCUACAGCACCGGGUGAAAGUCAGACGUACACAUGGCGCGCCACGCAAUACGGAUCUAGCUGGUACCACUCUCACUACUCGCUCCAAGCUUGGGAGGGAGUUUUCGGCGGUAUUGUCAUCAACGGUCCUGCUACCGCGAACUAUGAUGAGGAUCUUGGUAUCAUGUUCCUUAACGACUGGGAUCAUCAGACUGCAGAUGCCCUAUACACAUAUGCCGAGACGAAAGGUCCGCCGACGCUAGAUACUGGCCUUAUCAACGGCACGAAUACCUGGCUCAACGAGACUGGCUCACGAUGGGAGACUUCUUUGACAUCCGGAACAUCGUACCGCCUUCGUCUUGUGAACGGAGCUAUCGACACCCACUUUGACUUUACUAUCGAUAACCAUACCCUGACCGUCAUUGCAGCUGACUUUGUACCCAUCGUACCAUACACGACAGAAGCACUCAGCAUAGGCAUGGGACAGCGAUAUGAUGUGAUCAUAACAGCCAACCAAGCAGAUGUGGCUAGCGACUUCUGGCUCCGCGCGAUUCCAGAUACGUUCUGUAGCGAGAACCUCUACGGGCAUGACAUUCGCGGCAUCAUACAUUACGGCAGCAGUACCGGCACACCUUCGACAACUUGUUACGAGAUUGAUGAGAAGGAAUGCUUUGGCGAGGUCUCGAGCAAUCUCGUGCCGUACUUCGAGCUGGAUGCCGGAUCUUCGGCGGCGCUUGACGAGAAUCUGGCGGUCAGUGUUGGCUUCAACUCUGAGAAGCUUUUCAAGUGGUACAUCGGUGGAACUUCCAUGAAGAUCGAGUGGGCAGAUCCAUCUGCAUUGCAGGUCAUCAAUAACGAGACUUCAUGGGCGGAUAGUUCUGGCGUCAUUGAGUUUGAGGGUGACGAGGACACAUGGGCCUACAUCAUGAUCCAAACGACCAACGCCAUCCCUCACCCUAUCCACCUCCACGGCCACGACUUCUACCAACUCGCCCAAGGCACCGGAACAUACGAGUCCUCCGCUCCAACCCUCCAGACCUCCAAUCCCAUUCGCAGAGACGUCACUAUGCUGCCUGCCUCCGGCUACGUUGUGAUCGCCUUUUCAGCCGACAACCCAGGUGCCUGGCUGUGCCAUUGUCACAUUGGCUGGCAUACUGAAGAAGGUUUCGCGUUGCAAUUCAUUGAGCGGUAUGACGAGAUCGCCGCACUUUAUGAUGCGGAUACGUUGGAGGAUGGGUGUAGUUCGUGGUCGACGUAUCAGAUGGCGGCGAGCUUGGUGGAUGAUGGAAGUGGUGUGUGA
Fulvia fulva is the source of this 1740-nucleotide messenger RNA. Its product is annotated as Laccase-2. Lineage: Eukaryota; Fungi; Ascomycota; Dothideomycetes; Mycosphaerellales; Mycosphaerellaceae. The record is from RefSeq and is a predicted model, not a curated record. The transcript is spliced from 3 exons. Gene Ontology annotation, molecular function: copper ion binding; oxidoreductase activity. Bases 1 to 1740 code for a protein of 579 amino acids.